AUUUCUUAUAUUUUAUUUAUAAAAUAUAAUAUUACACAUUAAUAUUUUAUUUGAACGUAUUUAUCUAUUUAUGAUGUAAAUCAUUUAUAUAGAAAAAAUAACGAAUAAUAAGAUUAAAACGAGUAAGUAAUACAUUUUUUGAAAUUUUAAUAUAUUUAUAUUUGAAAUUAGUAGUAUAUAUGAUUUUUAAGUAUGGAAUUUGAAUUUUAAAAGAGAAAUAAAAAGUAAUAGAAGUUUAUCGUAGUCGAUAUAUAAUUCUAGUGAUAUUGGUUGACCGAAAGAACCAGUGGCGAUUCGUGGAUCAUAGCAGGGAUUUUGUAUCGUGCGCGCGCAUUCACUGGCACAACGUGAGACAGAGGUAGCAGCAAGCAAGAGAGCAGUGUAGAAACGGAAUCAGAUGCGGUGAAGUCCGUGAGUUGACAGUGGGGUGCACGAGAACAGGCGUUUCGUAGUGGUGGAGGCGGAGGAGGUUUAGGGGAAAGAAUUGUUUUCUGUGUGCGCGAGAAACGUGUCGACAGUACGAGUCUCUAAACGGGUCGUCGUUGGUGAUGGUGAAAUGAUUCUCUAGCCCGAAGUUUUUGACUUGGUCCGCCUGGACAGAGGAAGAUCUUUCGUAUAUCGCUACUCUUCAAGGGAUCGUACGCUCGUUCAUCCAUAGAAAACAUCAUUAAACGCUGACGUCGCGGAAUUUGUCCCGUGUCGUUUUCCUUCGUGGCGAGCGUCGAACAUUCAACGACUGACUAGCGACCAUCACGCGCGCGUGUCUUUGUUUUUUUUCUCGGUGCUGAAUAACUGUACGGGAAAACAGAGAGUGUGUUAUAUCAUAGUGUGAAAAACCAAUUCUUUCGCGGGUUCUGCUGUGGUGAAUAAUUCUAAGCAGUCAGAGGCCCUUCUGAAACGACAAUCGAGCUCAGCUGAUUCAAGGACUUGCUGCGAAGGGCUCUGCUGCGUUAAUAGACGAUAAAUAUGUCGUCCCCCAGCGCUGGAAAACGACGUAUGGACACGGACGUUCUCAAAUUAAUAGAAAGCAAGCAUGAGGUGACGAUAUUAGGAGGAUUAAAUGAAUUUUCUGUCAAAUUCUACGGUCCACGGGGCACGCCUUACGAGGGUGGAAUAUGGAAGGUGAGGGUUCAUUUGCCCGAGCACUAUCCCUUCAAAUCUCCUUCGAUCGGCUUUAUGAACAAGGUAUACCACCCUAACAUUGACGAGGUCUCAGGCACAGUGUGUCUAGACGUAAUAAACCAGGCCUGGACUGCCCUUUACGAUUUGUCGAAUAUAUUCGAGUCUUUCCUGCCCCAAUUGUUAACAUAUCCUAAUCCAAUCGACCCCUUAAAUGGCGACGCCGCGGCCAUGUAUCUACAUAAACCUGAGGAGUACAAGAAGAAAGUAGCAGAUUACGUGAGGAAAUACGCGACGGAGGAGGCGCUAAGGGACCAGGAGAACUGCGGUACCGAAAACGGAGUGUCGUCCGAUAGCGAGUCUUCGAUGAGCGACUUCAGCGAGGACGAGGCGCAGGACAUGGAGUUGUAACCAAAUAUUUUACCAUCCGUACCCAUAUCCUUAAUCUCGAUUCCCUGUAAACUCCGAUCGCUCGUCCUACCAAAUAGAUGCUUACAUUUCGAACCUCGAAACCUCACUGUCGGUUUAGCUACGUGGCACACUCGUCACUUUGUUUCGUAGGGGGAAACCGCGAUCAGAUUGUUCGUUGAACGUUCGAACCGGGAGGUAAAGAAAAAGAAAAGAAGAAAAGGAAAAGAAAAAUACGAAAGAAACAAUAAUGGGUUAAACGAUUAAAAAAAAAAAGAUAAGGAAAAAGAAAGAGAUAGGAGAAUGAUGAUUGUAGAUAAGAGAAUAUCGCUUUUGGAGUUCUCUUUACGCGAGAGGGGGGCCGCUCUCGUCGCCGAAUGUUCUUAAAUUAGAAGGGAUGCUGACGAGAAGGAAAAAUAUAUGCGCGCCGAUGAUAUAUAUAUUUUUGUUUCAUCCUUCUUUCUUUCUUUCUUUUUUUUUUUUUUCUUUCUCUCUCCUCUUUAAAUUUCGCGACUUUGCUAACGAUUGAUUGAACGUCGAUUUAUUUCUAACUUAUCUGAGUUUUUCUGACUUUGGCAUCGAUUGGCGGUUCAACGAUCGCGAAUCAUCAUAUUUUGUUGUCACACGCGAUUGAUCCUGAAAAUACUAGGAUGAAUUCUUCCGUGAGAAAGUUUUAUAUAUAUAUAUAUAUAUUUUUUUUUUCCCCCUCCAUUUUCGAUAUUUUAAGUUUGCUUAUUCCAUCGCGUUUCGAGUUCUUGGUCGUCGAUCUCCCUCUUGUUCUUUCUCUUUCUUUUUUUUCUCUCCCUUCCCGAUCGGGUCAAGUCAGACGCAACUCGUACAUGGGCGUUCAAACGGUGCAUGAACACGAAAGAUUUAUCUUCGUUCGCUUUUCAAAUUUUGUAUACCUCUUACGGGUGUCGUAAUCCACGUUACGCUGUUUUAUUCUCUGCCUCUCUGUGCGCAUUAUCCCGAUACACGUGCCACGAGCAAGCACGGGGGCACGAUAUAUAUACAUAUAUCAGCAUCGAUUCCGAAUAAACGUUUGUUUCUCGUGUUUCGAAAAAAAUAUGCUUGCUCGUAGAGUAACGACUCUUUUGUCAUUUUCACGAUACAUAAUUAUAUAUAUAUAUAUUAUUAUUAUUAUUAUUAUUUUCACAAGACGAUUGAUUCGUCUCGAAUACGAAUAGAAGUGAUUCGAACGUUGAAACUAUGUAAGUGCACGCAGGAGUAACGAUACGUGAUACAACGGUGAAAGGAAAAAAAGAAAAGAAAAGAAAAAAAAAAAAAAAAGAAAAGAAAAGAAAAGAAAAAAAAAGCUCUGUCCUUUUCCAAUCGAUCAACAUUCGAAUCGACCUUUUCUUUUUCUCGUCGAAAGAUUAUUAUUACAUCUCAGAAUUAUUACAUGCAUCUUUUUUUUUUUGUGCGUUCGGAUGAUUUAGAUACGAAAAAAAUGAUUUAUCGUACGAAAGAAAAGUUUUAGGGAAAAAAAAAAAAGAAAAAAAAAAAAAAGAAAAAAAAAUAUGAAAAAAUGGAAAAUGGAUACUAGCUGGUCCAUCUUCCUCUUUCUGUUCUGUCAUCACCAUCCCUGAACGUUUCCCUCGUAGGGCGCAGCAACGAGAAAAGGCUUCGUCAACAGUGUUGAAGACACUGACAAAUCUACGAUAUAAACGUCGUUUAAGUAGCGAUGUUAAUGUCGGAACGUCCCAACCACAGUUGAAAUCUGCACGGUCAACGUUUUUCAACGGAAGGGAAACGAUCGAAGACUCGGGUCACUUUCGAACGACCUCAGCCUCCUGUCUCGAGACACACGCGAACACAUCGAACGUAAGAAUUUUCGGAGAGUUGCGAGAGGACAACGGUGCGGCAUUCACACCGGAAUUGCGCCAGUAUUCGGAAAUGGACGUAGAUUUCAUACACUCGGGAGGAAGUAGAAGCAAUCUGGACACGACUGUCUAACCGAUCGUCGCGAAAUUUCUGGUGAUAUAUUUCUCACGAUUAUUUUAUCAUAAAAAAGAAAGAAAAAAAAAAUAUCAUAAAAAAAAAAAACGAAAGAAAAGAAAAGAAAAGAAAAAAGAAAGAAACAAACGAAUAACGAAUAUAGAGUAAAUAACUAUUGUUUAUAUAGGAAUUUUUUCUAAGUGCAUAAUACGAGAUAUUUUUCAAAUUUUUAGUCGAAACGAGAGAAUAGUUUGUAAUGAAAAAAAAAAAUAAUUUUAUUCCAGCGCGAUUGCGCGCCAUCUUUUAUUUUUGUCAAACAAGAAAGGAUGGGAAAAAAAAUUUUUUUUUUUUUUUUUAUACGAUCGAUAUUUUUUAGAGAUAACUUUAACCACCCCGUUCAUGCAAUGCCGUGUAUCCAUGUAUAUCCAUUUUUUUAAAAAAAAAUUCUAUCGACGUUCGGAUUAAUCGAGAGCGAGACAAAGUAAGGUGGGAAAAAUAAUAAGAUAGAAUUGGAGAAAAGGAAAGGAUAUAAUGUGAAUGAAUAAUAUAAUAUAAGAGAAAUAGAAUUAUAUUUAGAAGAAAUGAAUUUUUUUUUUUUUUGACGAUACGACUCGUAUCAAUGAGAGAUAACGAAUUUGUACAAAUCUUGGUGCACAAUAAUCUUCGUUUAGUUGUAUAACUCGCUUCAAAUUGAUCUCUGUCCUUUUGCGUGGUUUAUGUGUAUGCAAUACGAUCAACUAUAUGUACAAGUAUAGAAAAUGAUAAUUUAGUGCCUUCUCAGGCAGAAAUUGUGCCUUAUUAAAUGGGUCUCCGUAAAAAAAAAAAAAAGAAAAAAAAAAGAAAAAAAAAGAAGAAAGAAAAAAAAAAGAAAAGAAAGGAAAAUUUUAUUGGUAAAUAUAUUCGGUGGUAAAUGACGACGAGCAUUAAUUAAACGAAUACAUACAUCAAUUAAUUAAAUCGACCGCUUGAAAGAUUGCAAAACUAAUAUAGCGUGUACUUUUAUUUUCGAAUAUUGGAGUAAUGUUGAAGAGCUGUGUUAAGUUUUGUGUAAAUUUUUUUUUUUUUUCAAAGAUUGUUUGGAUAGUUUGGAACGUGUUGUUAAAGAGAAAUAUUAAUGAAAAGAAAAGAAAGAGGAAUGGAUUUAAAGAAAUGAAAAGAAAUUUUACCAAAAAUGUUUAUAUAAAACAAAAAAAAAAAAUCGAAAUUUCUCGUCUGUAUUUUUGCAAUAGGUUCACUCCUUAGUUUUUAACGAAUAAAUUUAAUAUUAUUGUUCUAUAUAUUAUUAUUCGCAAUAUGGACGCGGCUAUCGUGUAAUUUAUGUCAAAAUACAUUUUUUUACGAUUUCUUUCAUGUAUAUGUGAUUUAGAAAUUUCUCAUACUUGAUUUAAUAUUUUCAGUAAGUCGCAAACUUUAUCAAGAUAUUAUCUUGAUAAUUUCUUUAUUUAUUUAUUUUUUUUUUUUUUAAUUUAGUAUGCGAUUUUAAUCGAUGAGGAAAUGAGUUCUUAAAUUCGCAAAUACGAUAGCUGCGUCCACACGUUUUUAACUGUUACACAUUUUUCCUUUUUAUUUAAGGAAAUAUUAUAUUUACGUGGAAAUAAGAAAGAAAAAAAAACGAUAUUGUCAUUUGAUAAUUUACAAUUAUUUAUGAUUAUUUAAGAUCUGCUUUCAUGGAAUUUUUUUCGUAUGAUUCUCAGUGGCUCUAUACGUUGGUGAACUGUAUAGCAAAAAUGUAUUUACUGAUUAGAGAAAUGAUUAUUAAAAUGGAGUGAAAAUGAUACGUCGUUUGUAUGGCUUAUUAGGCGUUCACAUGCUUUUUCGAUGCUCUUUCUCAGACAUUUUAUAACGAUGCACAUGUAAAUUACUUUUCAUUUUGUCAUGAUUUUUUUUUCGUUGCAUCAUCCCGUCUUCAAAAUUUUAUACAAAACAACACACGAAAGGAAAAGAUGAAAAAAGAAAAAAAAAAUAAGAAGAAUCUAAUUAUUCAUUUGUCAGAUUUUUCGUAUGCAUAAAUAAUAAGUGAAUUUUGUUUUUUAAUUAUAAUGAUUUGUAUUUAAAAUUUCUGUUUGUUAUUCGAUAAUCAACAAUUCAUAGUGAUUCCUUUUAAGUUUUUAUCUAUGCUCUGUAUAUUUUUCUAUAAAAUAAUCUCUUUUAAUAUCAAGUAAGCUAAUAAUUUUAUAUACGUUCUCAUUAGAAUCUUUAGAUGCAUCUCCAGACGCGUGUUCUUUUUGUUUUUAAAACUUUGUCGAACGACGACCAAAAGGAUAGGAUGGAAAAAGAUCGAAGGGCAAGAGAAAAAGGGAAUGUGAAAGAAACGAUAAUCAUAAAUUUUGCGUUCUUGUAGGUUACAGUGAUCGAGGAAAAGUCGUAUUCAUAGAUCUCACAUUAUUACUUUUAUAUAUGUAACAUAGGUUUAUUGAUAUGAAUUAAUUAUAUGUUAUUAUUGAUCGUAUUCGCACAAUUUUAUUAUGUAUAUGGUUUUACUAACCGAUUGUUUAACCAACCGAAAGGAUAGUUUUAAUAAUCAUUUUUUAUUUUUUUGCAA
Apis cerana (Asiatic honeybee) is the source of this 6007-nucleotide messenger RNA. RefSeq names its product ubiquitin conjugating enzyme E2H (gene UbcE2H). Lineage: Eukaryota; Metazoa; Arthropoda; Insecta; Hymenoptera; Apidae. The record is from RefSeq and is a predicted model, not a curated record.